This is a messenger RNA of Microcebus murinus (gray mouse lemur), 927 nucleotides long. The record is from RefSeq and is a predicted model, not a curated record. Lineage: Eukaryota; Metazoa; Chordata; Mammalia; Primates; Cheirogaleidae.
AUGGACGUUCUGGUGUCGGCCACCGUCCAGGGAGAACGGCCGGCUUCAGCGCUGCGCUCGCGCGUGGGCAUAUCUGACACGGGGGACCCACUGCUGCUGCAGUUCAGUGGUCAGCCCAAGGCCGCCCCCUCGGUCACUCUGUUCCCGCCCUCCUCUGAGGAGCUCCAAGCCAACAAGGCCACACUGGUGUGUCUGAUGAGUGACUUCUACCCGGGCGCCGUCAGCGUGGCCUGGAAGGCAGACGGCAGCGCCGUCACCCAGGGCGUGGAGACCACCCAGGCCUCGAAACAGAGCAACGGCAAGUACGCGGCCAGCAGCUACCUGAGCCUGUCCCCCGCCCAGUGGAAAGCUGGCGGCAGGUUCAGCUGCCAGCUGCAGCUGGGGGCUGGCACUGGGGCUGGGGGGUCUCAGGGAGGGUUUUUGUUCGAGCUUGUGUCACAGUGUUAUGUAUUCGGCGGUGGAACCAAGCUGACCGUCCUAGGUCAGCCCAAGGCCGCCCCCUCGGUCACUCUGUUCCCGCCCUCCUCUGAGGAGCUCCAAGCCAACAAGGCCACACUGGUGUGUCUGAUGAGUGACUUCUACCCGGGCGCCGUCAGCGUGGCCUGGAAGGCAGACGGCAGCGCCGUCACCCAGGGCGUGGAGACCACCCAGGCCUCGAAACAGAGCAACGGCAAGUACGCGGCCAGCAGCUACCUGAGCCUGUCCCCCGCCCAGUGGAAAGCUGGCGGCAGGUUCAGCUGCCAGGUCACGCACGAAGGCAGCACCGUGGAGAAGACAGUGGCCCCUGCAGAGUGUGCUUAGGCCCCGGCCCCACCGCCCUCGGGGCCUGGAGCUGCAGGGGCCCAGGGGAGGGGCCUCCCCUCCCUCCCAGCUCAUCCCCCCCCUGCCCUGCACCCGAUGAACCCUCAAUAAAUAUCGUUGUUAUCA